Messenger RNA from Hylaeus volcanicus, 4303 nucleotides. It is a transcript of the gene Aasdh, whose product is annotated as beta-alanine-activating enzyme. Lineage: Eukaryota; Metazoa; Arthropoda; Insecta; Hymenoptera; Colletidae. The record is from RefSeq and is a predicted model, not a curated record. The coding region runs from base 400 to 3519 and encodes 1039 amino acids. Gene Ontology annotation, molecular function: protein binding. The transcript is spliced from 9 exons. Gene Ontology annotation, biological process: amino acid activation for nonribosomal peptide biosynthetic process.
UACUAUUAGUACUACUAAUAUUAUUGGUAUACUGUGAUUAAUAUUGAAUAUUAUAAUACAAUAGAAACGUUUAUUAUCUGAAUUAGUGAUAUUUUCUUUUAAUCUUUAUUAUAUCGUAUAAUGUUGGUACCGUAGAGGUUAACAAGACUGCUUAUACAUACAGAUAAAGAUUUCGAAGUAUAAACAGUGUUAUCAAAUGUUAUCAUGUAUUAUAUGAAACGAUUGUCGCUGGUCGGUAACUUAUUUAAUUCUGAGAUAUAUUAAUAAACAAUAUUUUCUUAGAAAACUUGUGGUCAAUGAUAUUUUCUAGCACAUUAAUAAAAUAAAGUGCUGAAUUCAUACGAAUGAACAAUUUUUGAUAUCGUGUGUUGUGGAAGUGUGUGCAUCAUUUACUGCACAAUGUUAGAUGGAUCAAACAAGACACAAACUGUCUUGUCAAUCCAGCAGCAGUUUAAUAUCGUACAGAAACUGCAUAACACAUGUAAAUGGAACGACCUUGACAAUGUAGCAAUAGAAUACCAUGACCUAGAAAAAAACAUCUAUAUAAAUUAUAGAGAACUUUUUGCUGCAAAAACUAUGCUUUUUGAUUUUUUGAAAUGCAUAGAAUGCAGUGAAUUUAUUGGUAUCAAUUAUGAUGUUCCUAAUUAUUGUGUUGUCUCUUUGAUGCUUGGGAUUUUAACUAGUAAACACAGUUUUGUGAAUAUACCAUCAAAUGUAACAGAAUAUAGAAAUUUACAAAAUUCCUUGCACAUACAUUAUUUAUUUUGUAAGCAAAUAACAGUUGAAGGAGAUAUUCUAAAGCAAUUCUCAAUACACAGUGAAUGUAUAUACUUUAUAAAACUGAAACAUAUUAAACAAAAAUGUACACAAAACCUUGAACCAAAUUAUUAUGCUUAUGCUAUUACUACUUCUGGUUCAACUGGAGCAUCAAAAGUUGUUAAAGUGUCUCAUGCUUCCAUAGUACCUAAUAUUCUAGAUUUAAGCAGAAUUUUGACUAUAAACAGUUCUGACAAAAUUGCUCAAAUUACUAGUUUUACAUUUGAUCCUAGCAUCAUUGAAAUUUUUCUUGCUCUCUCAAAUGCUGGGACAUUGUUUAUGGCUUCAAAGUCAUUGAAAAAUAAUACAAAUAGAUUCUUAGAUGAGACUUAUUAUAGUAAAAUUACUAUACUGCAAAUGACUCCAUCAAGUUUUUUGUAUAGUUGGACAGUUGAACGUUUAAAAGCCACUAUUUUAAGUAAUGAUACCUCUCUUAGAGUUCUCCUUUUAGGUGGAGAACCUUUCCCUAAAAUAGAGUCACUUCUUGAAGCUAAACAUCCACAUAAUAAUACAAAGAUUUAUAAUAUUUAUGGUAUCACUGAAGUAUCUUGCUGGGCUAGUAUUAACGAAAUUGUAACAACAAAUCUGCAAAUUAACACACAUUGCUUAGGGCAAUUGUUAUCACAAACCAUGUUUCAAGUUAGGGAUGAAAAGGGAGAAAUAGUGACAAAUGGUAGAGGCUUUCUUCACAUAGGGAGUAAUGAUAGGAUUUGUGUAAUAGAUCACGAAAGUACUGAAAAUUUAGUACCACCAAUAUAUCGCGACACGGGCGAUAUAGUUUAUGUAUGUAUAUAUAAUGUUGCUAAAUAUUUUCCAUUUCUAAUUGUACAUCUAUUUCAGAUUGAUGAAGGAGGUAGUAUAUUUUAUAAAGGUAGAAGUAACAGUAUCAUAAAAAGAUUUGGAAAUAAAGUAGAUUUAACAAAAUUAGAAGAAUGUGCUUUACAAGUAGAUUUUGUUAAAAAUUGUUAUGUACUAUGGGAUGAAAGUUCUAACAAAUUACAUUUGUGUUUAGUUACUAACAAAAAAAUAAACCACUGUCCCAAUAUGAAUAUUGAUAUAGUGAAACAUUUACACAAAUUACAUCCAUUGUAUAGGCCAGACAAAAUUCAUUUUUUAAAACAUUUUGAGUAUAAUUCUAACGGAAAAAUCUCUAUAGAAUUUUUAAAAAAAUAUAUCGAAGAACAGAUGAAUAAAAUCACAGACAAUGUUGACUUCCAAAAAUGUGAAAACCUAUUUCGAUCCCUCUGGAAAAAUAGUCUAAAAUGUGAAAACAAUGGAUUCGUACAAUCGGGUGGUACAUCGAUAAUAGCGCUUCAAAUAUCACAUACUUUGUCCAAUGAAGUGAAUGUAGAAUUUCCUGAAAUCAUCGGUAUGCUUCUGAAUAAUGCUACUGAUGAUGAUUGUCUUAGUUAUAUAAAAAAAACUUUAUCGAAUAAUCCUAAAGACAAAACAAUCAACCAUUUGGAAUAUCAUUCUGAUAAUAAUCAAACAGUAUCUUUAGUUAACGCCACCACGAAUGUAGAAAGUAAACAUUCGAAUUCAGUGACUAUGGCACCUGAAAUUUAUAAGUAUCAAUGGCAUAAGUGCAGGGGACAAAUACACAGUAGUACAACAAUUACAAACGAAAAUCUUAAAUUACAAUAUAAUAUAAUUUCAAAGAUCGAAAUAAUAAAAACGUAUGAUUUACGAAAAUGUGUAGAUGCAUCCCCAACUGUAUUUCACUAUUCAGAUGGGAAAACGUAUGCAACAGUCGGUUCCCAUUCUGGUCUUCUUUCUACAUUUUACUUAGAAAAGGAAAGUUGCAUUCCUCCAUUUACGAUAAAAUUACCUGAUAGAAUCGAAGCUUCGGUUUUAAUUUUAGACGAUUUUAGGGGUAUAGUAGGAUGUUAUGACGGCAAUGUAUACUGUCUAGAUUUAAAAAUGGGAUUAGUUAUCUGGAAGUAUCAGACAGGUGACGUCGUAAAAUGUUCCGCAAUAUUUUGUAAACAACGGAAGACAGUAUUUGUCGGUUCCUAUAAUCAUCAUAUAUAUUGUCUCGAUGUGAAGGAUGGGUCCCAAAUUUGGAAAGUUAAAAGCAGUAAUGGAAGUAUUAGUGCUUCCGGUUGUUUACAUUCUCGAUCGAAUUCCGUCUUAUUUGGAACUUUAGACGGCUCUUGUUUAGCUUUGGAACAGUUGUCUGGAAAAAUACUUUGGAAACAUAAAAUGACGGAUCCUAUUUUUGUUGCACCCGUAACGCUAAAUAACGGGCUCGUCUUAAUUUGUUCUGUAACAGGAUUACUGUCAUGUUUCGAUAUCGAAAAUAAUGUUGAGAUAUGGAAAUACAAAGUCAAUGGCAAUGUGUUCUCGUAUAUUGUGAAGCAUUAUGAUCAACUUACAGGUUGUGAAAAUAUUAUUCUGGCUAGUCAAAAUAAGACAGUGUAUUAUCUGCAAUCUACAGAUUCAAGUUUUAGAACUGAGCCUACUUUAAAAUAUGUAUUGAACCUUCAUUCGCCAAUUUUUGCCACUCCCUGGUGCGAAGGUAAUAUUUUAUUUAUAACAUGUACAGAUGGUACUCUAUACAUUUAUAACUUUACGACAAAUAGACUGCAAAAGGUUGAAAAACUUCCUGCCGAAGUUUUUUCAUCGCUUGUAGCUGAAAAUGAUAUCGCAGUCGUUGGUUGCCGUGAUAAUAAUGUAUAUGUCCUAAAACUUAUUGGCGAAUAAAGAUAUUAUUUAUUUUUUAUUCGAUGUUUUCUCUAUUGGUUCAUAAUAAAGUAGUUAGGAACAACAAAGUAAUGAAAUUAAUACAAUAUCGUUUGUUUAUUUUUUACGACUGUCACAUUACAGUUACGUGAAUAACACUUUAGAUAAUGUAAUGGUAGAACAUGUAUCCGCCUUCCAAUGAAUUUCGUAUGUGAUGCAAAUUCGCGGUGCGCUCACGGUUUUAAGCAAGAAUGCAAGCAAAAUCAAAAUUCUGAGAAAUAGCCAAUCGCUCUUUAACGAAACAUUCUCGCAUACAUAAAUGCAGACGUAUAGCAGUUCCAAAAACAAUGCGUAUCCGUGCAUAAUUGUCUUUUUCCUUUUUGUUGACGCGCCCUCUUAAUCGAUGAUUGUGUCAUAAAUAUUGGACAAGGAAAUUCUGGUUCUCAAGCUCACAUAAAAUAACAACGUUUCAACGAUUCCAUCAUUUCUAUAUUCUCAUUCUUAUAUAUCUGAGAAUGAGAAAGAAUAUACAUAUAUCUAUUUAAUUUAUAUUUAAAUGCUUGGCCGCUUUUUCAACCUUCUUUUUCCUAAUAGUUCGACAUAGAUUUCCUCCUGUAAUAAUUCUUGUUACAGGCAAUUGUUCUUUGCGAGUGCUUUAACUUAUGCAUAUUUACUUUGCGUUUCCGUUUAAUAUACAUAUUUAAAAUUUUAAAUAAUAUCAGAACUAAAUGUGCAGAAGUAUGACGUACUUUCUAAUUCUAGGUCGCGGCAUGCUAUUUAGAUACUUGCGUGUAGAAUUCAUUUU